This is a messenger RNA of Closterium sp. NIES-65, 8442 nucleotides long. The record is from the annotation of a GenBank genome assembly. Lineage: Eukaryota; Viridiplantae; Streptophyta; Zygnematophyceae; Desmidiales; Closteriaceae.
AUGGUCGUGGACGUGGACGUGGACGUGGACGUGGACGUGGACAUGGACGUGGACGUGGACGUGGACGUCGACAUGGCCGUGGACGUGGACGUGGACGUGGAGAACGUGGACGUGGACGUGGUCGUGGACGUUGUCUUGGACGUGGACGUGGAAGUGGUCGUGGACGUGGAGGACUUGGACGUGGACAUGGACGUGGACGUGGACGUGGUCGUGGACAUGGACGUGGACGUGGUCGUGGUCGUGGACGUGGUCGUCGACGUGGACGUGGUCGUCCACGACGUGGACUUGGACGUGGACGUGGACGUGGACGUGGUCGUGGACGUGGACGUAGACAUGGUCGUGGACGUGGUCGUGGACGUGGACGUGGUCGUGGACGUAAACGUGGACGUGGACGUGGUCGUGGACGUGGACGUGGACGUGAACGUGGUCGUGGACGUGGACGUGGACGUGGAAGUGGACGUGGACGUGGUCGUGGACGUGGACGUGGACGUGGACGUGGUCGUGGACGUCGACGUGGACGUGGACGUGGGCGUGGACGUGGUCGUGGACGUGGACGUGGACGUGGACGUGGUCGUGGAGGUGGACGUGGACGUGGACGUGGACGUGGGCAUGGACGUGGACGUGGACGUGGACGUGGAGGACAUGGACGUGGAGGACGUGGACGUGGACGUGGAGGACGUGGACGUGGACGUGGACGUGGUCGUGGACGUUGACUUAGACGUGGACGUGGAAGUAGUCGUGGACGUGGAGGACUUGGAUGUGGACAUGGACGUGGAUGUCGACGUGGUCGUGGACAUGGACGUGGACGUGGUCGUGGUCGUGGACGUGGUCGUCGACGUGGACGUGGGUGUCCACGACGUGGACUUGGACGUGGACGUGGACGUGGUCGUGGACGUGGACAUGGUCGUGGACGUGGACGUGGACGUGGACAUGGACAUGGACGUCGACGUGGACGUGGACGUGGACAUGGACGUGGACGUGGACGUGGACAUGGACGUGGACGUGGACAUGGACGUGGACAUGGACGUGGACAUGGACGUGGACAUGGACGUGGACAUGGACGUGGACGUGGACGUGGACAUCGACGUGGACAUGGACGUGGACGUGGACAUGGACGUGGACAUGGACGUGGACAUGGACGUGGACGUGGACGUAGACAUGGACGUGGACGUGGACAUGGACGUGGACAUGGACAUGGACGUGGACGUGGACAUGGACGUGGACAUGGACGUGGACGUGGACGUGGACGUGGUCGUGGACGUUGACGUGGAGGACGUGGACGUGGAGGACGUGGACGUGGACGUGGAGGACGUGGACGUGGAUGUGGACGUGGACGUGGUCGUGGACGUGGAGGACUUGGACGUGGACAUGGACGUGGACGUGGACGUGAUCGUGGACGUGGACGUGGACGUGGUCGUGGACGUGGAGGUGGACGUGGACGUAGACGUGGACAUAGUCGUAGACAUGGACGUAGACAUGGACGUGGACGUGGACGUGGUCGUGGUCGUGGACGUGGUCAUGGACGUGGUCGUGGACGUCGACGUGGACGUGAACGUGGACGUGGUCGUGGACGUGGACGUGGACGUGGAUGUGGACAUAGUCGUAGACAUGGACGUAGACAUGGACGUGGACGUGGACGUGGUCGUGGUCGUGGACGUGGUCGUGGACGUGGUCGUGGACGUGGACGUGGUCGUGGACGUAAACGUGGACGUGGACGUGGUCGUGGACGUGGACGUGGACGUGGUCGUGGACGUGGACAUGGACGUGGACGUGGUCGUGGACGUGGACGUGGCCGUGGACGUGGAUGUUGUCGUGGACGUGGACGUGGACGUGGACGUGGUCGUGGACGUGGACAAGGACGUGGUCGUGGACGUGGACGUGGACAUGGACGUGGACGUGGACGUGGACGUGGACAUGGACAUGGACGUGGACAUGGACAUGGACGUGGACAUGGACGUGGACGUGGACAUGGACGUGGACGUGGACGUGGACCUGGACGUGGUCGUGGUCGUGGACGUGGACGUGGACGUGGUCGUGGACGUGGACGUGGAGGACGUGGACGUGGAGGACGUGGACGUGGAUGUGGACGUGGAGGACUUGGACAUGGACAUGGACGUGGACGUGGUCGUGGACGUGGUCGUGGACGUAAACGUGGACGUGGACAUGGACGUGGACGUGGUCGUGGACGUGGACGUGGAUGUUGUCGUGGACGUGGACGUGGACGUGGACGUGGUCGUCGACGUGGACGUGGACGUGGUCGUGGACGUGGACGUGGACAUGGACGUGGACGUGGACAUGGACGUGGACAUGGACAUGGACGUGGACAGCGACAUGGACAUGGACAUGGACGUGGACGUGGACGUGGACAUGGACGUGGACAGGGACGUGGACGUGGACGUGGAUCUGGACGUGGUCGUGGACGUGGAUGUGGACGUGGUCGUGGACGUGGACGUAGAGGCCGUGGACGUGGAUGUGGACGUGGACAUGGUCGUGGACGUGGAGGACUUGGACGUGGACAUGGACGUGGACGUGAUCGUGGACGUGGACGUGGACGUGGUCGUGGAGGUGGACGUGGACGUAGGCGUGGACAUAGUCGUAGAGAUGGACGUAGACAUGGACGUGGACGUGGACGUGUUCGUGGUCGUGGACGUGGUCGUGGACGUGGUCGUGGACGUGGACGUGGUCGUGGACGUAAACGUGGACGUGGACGUGGUCGUGGACGUGGACGUGGACGUGGUCGUGGACGUGGACGUGGACAUGGACGUGGUCGUGGACGUGGACGUGAACGUGGAUGUGGACGUUGUCGUGGACGUGGACGUGGACGUGGAUGUGGUCGUGGACGUGGACGUGGACGUGGUCGUGGACGUGGACGUGGACGUGAACAUGGACGUGGACGUGGUCAUGGACGUGGACGUGGACGUGGUCGUUGACGUGGACGUGGACGUGGACGUGGUCGUAGACGUGGACGUGGACGUGGACGUGGACGUGGACGUGGACAUGGACGUGGACGUGGACAUGGACGCGGACGUGGACGAGAACGUGGAUGUGGACGUGGAGGACGUGGACGUGGAGGACAUGGACGUGGACGUGGAGGACGUAGACGUGGACGUGGACGUGGACGUGGUCGUGGACGUGGACGUCGAAGUGGUCGUGGACGUAGAGAACUUGGACGUGGACAUGGACGUGGACGUGGACGUGGUCGUGGACAUGGGCGUGGACAUGGUCGUGGUCGUGGACGUGGUCGUGGACGUGGUCGUCCACGACGUGGACUUGGACGUGGACGUGGACGUGGUCGUGAACGUGGACGUGGACAUGGUCGUGGACGUGGACGUGGACGUGGAGGUGGACGUGGACGUGGACAUGGACGUGGACGUGGAGGUGGACGUGGACGUGGACGUGGACGUGGACCUCGACGUCGACAUCGACGUGGACGUGGACGUGGACGUGGACAUGGACGUGGACGUGGACGUGGACGUGGACGUGGAGGUGGACGUGGACGUGGACGUGGACGUGGACGUGGACGUGGAAGUGGACGAGGACGUGGACGUGGACGUGGACGUGGACAUGGACGUGGACGUGGACGUAGACGUGGACGUGGUCGUGGACGUGGACGUGGACGUGGACGUGGAAGUCGACGUGGACGUGGACGUGGACGUGGAUGUCGACAUGGACGUGGACGUGGACGUGGACGUGGACAUGGACGUGGACAUGGACGUGGACGUGGACGUGGACGUGGAGGACGUGGUCGUGGACGUGGAGGACGUGGACGUGGACGUGGACGUGGACGUGGACGUUGACGUGCACAUGGACGUGGACGUGGAUGUGGACGUGGACCUCGACAUGGACGUGGACAUGGACAUGGACGUGGACAUGGACAUGGACGUGGACAUGGACAUGGACGUGGACAUGGACAUGGACGUGGACAUGGACAUGGACGUGGACAUGGACAUGGACAUGGACGUGGACGUGGACGUGGACGUGGACAUGGACGUGGACGUGGACGUGGACCUGGACGUGGUCGUGGUCGUGGACGUGGACGUGGACGUAGUCGUGGACGUGGACGUGGAGGACUUUGACGUGGAGGACGUGGACGUGGACGUGGAGGACGUGGACGUGGAUGUGGACGUGGACGUGGUCGUGGACGUGGAGGACUUGGACGUGGACAUGGACGUGGACGUGGACGUGAUCGUGGACGUGGACGUGGACGUGGUCGUGGAUGUAGACGUGGACGUAGGCGUGGACAUAGUCGUAGACAUGGACGUAGACAUGGACGUGGACGUGGACGUGGUCGUGGUCAUGGUCGUGGACGUGGUCGUGGACGUGGUCGUGGACGUGGACGUGGUCGUGGACGUAAACGUGGACGUGGACGUGGUCGUGGACGUGGACGUGGACGUGGACGUGGUCGUGGACGUGGACGUGGACGUGAACGUGGACAUGGUCGUGGACGUGGACGUGGACGUGGAUGUUGUCGUGGACGUGGACGUGGACGUGGACGUGGUCGUGGACGUGGACGUGGAUGUGGUCGUGGACGUGGACGUGGACGUGGACAUGGACGUGAACGUGGACGUGGACGUGGUCAUGGACGUAGACGUGGACGUGGUCGUGGACGUGGACGUGGACGUGAACGUGGAUGUGGUCGUGGACGUGGACGUGGACGUGGACGUGGACGUGGACAUGGACGUGGACGUGGACAUGGACGCGGACGUGGACGUGAACGUGGACGUGGACGUGGAGGACGUGGACGUGGAGGACGUGGACGUGGAGGACGUGGACGUGGACGUGGUCGUGGACGUUGACUUGGACGUGGACGUUGACUUGGACGUGGACGUCGAAGUGGUCUUGGACGUGGAGGACUUGGACGUGGACAUGGACGUGGACGUGGACGUGAUCGUGGACGUGGACGUAGACAUGGACGUGGUCGUGGAUGUGGACGUGGACGUAGGCGUGGACAUAGUCGUGGACGUGGACGUGGUCAUGGACGUGGACGUGGACGUAGACGUGGACAUGGUCAUGGACGUGGACGUGGACGUGGUCGUGGACGUGGACGUGGACGUGGACGUGGUCGUGGAUGUGGACGUGGACGUGGACGUGGACCUGGACGUGGACGUGGACAUGGACGCGGACGUGGACGUGAACGUGGACGUGGACGUGGAGGACGUGGACGUGGACGUGGUCGUGGACGUUGACUUGGACGUGGACGUCGAAGUGGUCGUGGACGUGGAGGACUUGGACGUGGACAUGGACGUGGAUCUGGACGUGGUCGUGGACAUGGAUGUGGACGUGGUCGUGGUCGUGGACGUGGUUGUCGACGUGGACGUGGUCGUCCACAACGUGGACUUGGACGUGGACGUGGACGUGGACGUGGUCGUGGACAUGGACGUGGACGUGGUCGUGGACGUGGACCUGGACGUGGACGUGGACGUGCACAUGGUCGUGGAGGUGGAGGUGGACGUGAACGUGGACGUGGACGUGGAUGUGGACGUGGACGUGGACGUGGACGUGGACGUGGUCGUGGACGUGGACGUGGACGUGGACGUGUACGUGGACGUGGUCGUGGACGUGGACCUGGACGUGGACGUGGACGUGGACGUGGAGGUGGACGUGGACGUGGAGGUGGACGUGGACAUGGACGUGGACGUGGACGUGGUCGUGGACGUGGACGUGGACGUCGACGUGGACGUGGACGUCGACGUGGACGUGGUCGUGGACGUGGACGUGGACGUGGAGGACGUGGAAGUGGAGGAGGACGUGGACAUGGAGGUGGACGAGGACGUGGACGUGGACAUGGACGUGGACGUGGACGUGGACGUGGAGGACGUGGAGGACGUGGACGUGGACGUGGACGUGGACGUGGAGGACGUGGAGGACGUUGACGUGGACGUGGACGUGGACGUGGACGUGGACAUGGACGUGGACUUGGACAUGGACGUGGACAUGGACGUGGACAUGGAGGUGGACGUGGACCUGGACGUGGACAUGGACGUGGACAUGGACGUGGACGUGGACAUGGACGUGGACAUGGACGUGGACAUGGACGUGGACGUGGACAUGGACGUGGACAUGGACGUGGACAUGGACGUGGACGCGGACAUGGACGUGAACGUGGACGUGGACUUAGACGUGGACAUGGACGUAGAAGUGGACAUGGACGUGGACAUGGACGUAGAAGUGGACAUGGACGUGGACAUUGACGUGGACAUGGACGUGGAAGUGGACGUGGACGUGGACAUGGACGUGCACAUGGACGUGCACAUGGACGUGGACGUGGACAUGGACGCGGACGUGGACGUGGACGUGGACGUGGAAGUGGACGUGGACAUGGACGUGCACGUGGACGUGGACGUGGACGUGGACGUGGAGGACGUGGAGGACGUGGACAUGGACGUGGACAUGGACGUGGACAUGGACGUGGACGUGGAGGUGGACGUGGAGGUGGACGUGGACGUGGAGGACGUGGAGGACGUGGACAUGGACGUGGACGUGGACAUGGACGUGGACAUGGACGUGGACAUGGACGUGGACAUGGACGUGGACAUGGACGUGGACAUGGACGUGGACAUGGACGUGGACGUGGAGGACGUGGUCGUGGACAUGGACGUAGACGUGGACCUGGACAUGGACGUGGAGGUGGACGUGGAGGUGGACGUGGAGGUGGAGGUGGACAUGGAGGUGGACGUCGAUGUGGACGUGGACGUGGACGUGGACGUGGAGGACGUGGAGGACGUGGACAUGGACGUGGACAUGGACGUGGACGUGGACAUGGACGUGGACAUGGACGUGGACAUGGACGUGGACAUGGACAUGGACGUGGACGUGGAGGACGUGGACGUGGAGGUGGACGUGGACGUGGACGUGGACAUGGACGUGGACGUGGACGUGGACAUGGACGUGGACGUGGACGUGGACAUGGAGGACGUGGACAUGGACGUGGACGUGGACGUGGAUAUGGACGUGGACAUGGACGUGGACGUAGACGUGGACGUGGACAUGGAUGUGGACUUGGACAUGGACGUGGACAUGGACGUGGACAUGGACGUGGACAUGGACGUGGACGUGGACAUGGACGUGGACAUGGACGUGGACAUGGACGUGGACAUGGACGUGGACAUGGACGUGGACAUGGACGUCGACGUGGACAUGGACGUGGACGUGGACGUGGACUUAGACGUGGACGUGAACGUGGACGUGGACAUGGACGUGGACAUGGAUGUAGAAGUGGACAUGGACGUGGACAUGGACGUGGACAUGGACGUGGACGUGGACAUGGACGUGGACAUGGACGUGGACAUGGACGUUGACGUGGACAUGGACGUGGACGUGGACGUGGACGUGGACAUGGACGUGGACAAGGACGUGGACGUGGACAUCGACGUGGACGUGGACGUGGACAUGGACGUGGACUUGGACGUGGACAUGGCGUGGACAUGGACGUGGACGUGGACGUGGACAUGGCAUGGACAUGGACGUGGACGUGGACAUGGACGUGGACAUGGACGUGGACGUGGACGUGGACGUGGACAUGGACGUGGACAUGGACGUGGACGUGGACAUGGACGUGGACGUGGACGUGGACGUGGACGUGGACAUCGACGUGGACGUGGACGUGGACGUGGACAUGGACGUGGGGUGGACGUGGACGUGGACAUGGACAUAGACGUGGACGUGGACGUGGACGUGUACAUGGCGUGGACGUGGACGUGGACGUGUACAUGGCGUGGACGUGGACGUGGACGUGGACGUGGAUGUGGCAUGGACAUGGACGUGGACGUGGACGUGGACGUGGACGUGGACGUGGACAUGGUCGUGGACGUGGACGUGGAGGACAUGGACGUGGACGUGGACGUGGACGUCGACAUGGACGUGGACGUGGACGUGGACGUGGACAUGGACGUGGACGUGGACGUGGACAUGGACAUGGACAUGGACGUGGACGUGGACUUGGACGUGGACGUAGACGUGGACGUGGACGUGGACGUGGACAUGGACGUGGACGUGGACAUGGACGUGGACGUGGACGUGGACAUGGACGUGGACGUGGACGUAGACGUGGACGUGGACAUGGUCGUGGACGUGGACGUGGACGUGGACAUGGACGUGGACGUAGACGUGGACGUGAACAUGGACGUGGACGUGGACGUGGACGUGGACAUGGAUGUGGACGUGGAGGACGUGGACGUGGAGGUGGACGUGGACGUGGAAGUGGACAUGGACGUGGACGUGGACGUGGACGUGGACAUGGACGUGGACGUGGACGUGGACGUGGACGUGGACAUGGACGUGGACAUGGACGUGGACGUGGACGUGGACGUGGACAUGGACGUGGACAUGGACGUGGACAUGGACGUGGACGUGGACGUGGACGUGGACGUGGACAUCGACGUGGACGUGGACGUGGACGUGGACAUGGACGUGGGGUGGACCUGGACGUGGACAUAUACAUAG